AUGGCCUUUAAAGCUUUACCAGGGUACUUUUCGGCAUACCCAGAGCUAGGAUUUCCCGGUAUAGAUUCUUCGGAGGAAGACCAUUUGAAGCUUGUUAACCAUUCAGCUUGGAAAGAACUGUACGAGUCGAUACCACAGGAUACUGGCACCCACCACUACAAACUCCUCGUGAUUGCCCGGCAUGGACAAGGCUACCACAAUGCGGCUAUCCUUAGGUACGGGGAACCACGCUGGAAUGAGUAUUGGUCUCUUUUGAAUGGUGAUGAGUUUGGCGAGUGGGUCGAUUCGAAACUGACUCCACUUGGGUACACACAGGUCAAACAGGUAGGGAAGAAUGUCCUAUUACCCAUGAUUAAUGAACUCGGAUUUCUGCCUCAUAAGUUUUUCUGCUCACCAAUGAGAAGAUGUUUGGAAACAUUCAUUGGAUCAUGGACCAACGUGUUCCACAACCAUUGCAAUACACUAACACUACAAGAUUGUUCGGUAACAAACGUAGUCAUCGAAAAUAUCCGGGAAAAGUUGGGGGAGCAUACCUGCGAUAAGAGGGUAAAUCACUCUAUCACAGUAGGCGAGUAUCAAGACUUUCAGACCGACUCUGGCCACACUAUCCAAUGGGACUACACCGAGAACUACCCCGAGGAGGAUCAACUGUGGUUACCAGACCGUCGAGAAACUGACAAAGAGAUAGAUGAGAGGAUACAUGAAGGGUUAAGAGAGAUAUUCAAUCAGCUGUCAACGGAGGAUAAGUUCAUUUCGAUUACGUGCCACUCCGGUGUUAUUGGGAGCAUUCUACGUAAUAUGAAGCAUCCAGCGAUCAACAAUUUGGACACGGGGAAAAUUGUGUGUCUUGUAACCGAAAUAGAGAAGUAG
This is a messenger RNA of Huiozyma naganishii CBS 8797, 870 nucleotides long. RefSeq lists its product as uncharacterized. Lineage: Eukaryota; Fungi; Ascomycota; Saccharomycetes; Saccharomycetales; Saccharomycetaceae. Gene Ontology annotation, cellular component: cytoplasm. The transcript has a single exon. The coding region runs from base 1 to 870 and encodes 289 amino acids. The record is from RefSeq and is a predicted model, not a curated record. Gene Ontology annotation, molecular function: phosphatase activity.